GUUCCGGCGGUGCCAACAUGGCGGCCAGGUAAACACGGCCGGGGAUCUCGGCGAAGGGUGCGCGGGCAGCGCUGCGGGGCCGGGAGCCGCGGUCUCCGCUCCGCUCCGCUCCCCGCGCCGGCUCGGGGCCGCGUGUCCUGCAGCGCCGCUGUCCAGGCCUCCCCGGCCCGGCGGGCUCUCCGUUCCUCUCCGGCCGUGCCCGGCGGGCGGGCGGCGGCUGCGCUGUCCCGGGAAGCGGGGCGGAGGGAGGAGGGACGCGUCUGCUGCCGAAUCGCCCCGUAAACUGGAAGCAGCUGUAAACAAACGCGAAGCGACAAAACUGUAAAGAACACGGAAUUAAAAACCAGAGCUGGUACCUUCUGUGCUUAACUCUACUUAACCCCUUUCUGAAAUAGCUGGUGAUUUUUCUGCCGGGAUGGGCCAGCUCGGGUAACUCCGCUGGCUCUGUGGUGACUUGAAGGGGCUGGGACUUGUUUGGAGUGGAAGAUGUGGAGCGGGCUGGUGCCGCCUGGCAUGAACGAAAGUGACAUUGACUUCAGUUCUGAUGAGGGAGAUGGAUCCUGCAGUUCGCUGGCAAAGGAAGAUGCAAAAGAAGAUACUGAAAGCGUUCAGGAGAAUGGACCUGAAGGUGAUGCUGUCAGUGAACCAGUUGUGAUAUCCGUGACAGAUGGAGAAAAUGAAUCUCAAACGUGUCCUUCUGGAAUUCCUUUAAACAUGUGGAAUAAAUUUCUGGAGCUGCAGAAGAAAAACCGUGAAAUGAAAAUGGAAGCAAACCAGAGAAACAAAAGCCGAAAAAGAAAGCGCCACAGAAAAGAAAAACAGAAAAAGGACAAUGAAGUGACUGAGAGUAGUCAAGAGUUGGUAGAUGAAGAGAAAUGGAAAGAACUUACACAAUACUUUGGAAUCAAUGACAGAUUUGAACCACCUGUGCAUAGCAGGGCUCCGCAAAAGUCUGGCCUGGAACUUAGCAUAGAGAAGUGUGUGGCUGAAGGUGACAUUGAUAAGGCCGAGGAGCUGAGUGACAGAUUAGCCACUCGUGAGCUUGGUGUGAAAAUUGCCAAAGCUGCUGCUUGCCGCAACUUUGUAAAAGCCAAACAAGAAGCAGAGGCUGCCCAAGAAGCUCGAAAGAAAAAGAAGCUUGCUUGGGGAUUUGAAGCCAAGAAAAGAUGGGAAACAAAAAGCAACAUGGGAUACAUGUAAUCCAUCCUGUUUUCCUCUGGAGUCCAAUGCCCAGUUUUACUUGAAGAACCUUUGUGAGCGACUUCUUAAAUUGAAACACAAAAAAAAUCCACAAGCAAAAGCCAACACCUCAAAUCUCUUGUGUUUCUCUUAAUGCUGUUAGACUGUAGUAUCUCUUUUUGGCUCUUUUUAUAAUGUAGCAAAAAUACUAUCUAAACAUCUUACAUAUAGUAUUUUUCUCCAAAAUAUGAAAAUCUAAGAUAAUUAAUUGUAGAAUGCAUUUGGAGUCUGGUAGAGAACUCUCUAGUUAGAAUAAAAUACUUGGUCAAAUGUGUUUUGUGCUGCACUGCAGUUAUAAUAUGCCUGGCUAUAAGGAGAGGGGUAAGUUUUCCUGCUGAAGUUAUACAGACUUAAUGCAGUAAAUACUACUAUUCUGAUUGCUUGAAAGUUGGGGGUGGCGCUAAUAAAGGAAAGCAAAACUACACUACCUGUUUAAAACUAUUGUUAUUGAUGCAUUUAUGGACUUAGUAAAUGUAAACAGAAAAAAAAUCUGGCUGAAAAAAGUCCAUCCUCCCUCUUCUGGGAGGAUCUGGUACUAUUUGUCAUAUCCUGCUGCCAUUUUCUUCAGAAUAUUUCCAAUUCCCAUUUUCCCUCCCAAGAACUCAAGUUUUAGAAGUCCCAGUUUUUUUGAGCAGAUGAACUAUAAGUAUCUAUCUUGAAAAAUAUCUGAAAUGUGUUGUGCAUUUAGCUGCACCAAAGAAACAAAUGCAGGUUUUACUUCAAGUCAAAUGUUUUACAGAUCAGUUAGGAUUUGAAUGUUUAUGUUAUGAGAUUUUAACAAGAAUUUAUGAUAAUGUUUGUUCAAAACUUCUCAGUGAAAAGUAAGGACACAUUCAGAAUAACUUUUCUCCCCGAAGCCCUUGCAUAGAGGUUUAGUCACCACAAUGCGUGAAUUGAAUUGGUAAUGUAAAUGUCAGUUAUUGUUAACCAAGAUUAAUAUGUUUCAGGCCAAAGGUAUGGUAUUAGCGUAAUGGUGAUUUACUAUGUAAGUACUUGAGGCUAAAACAACUUGCCAACAAAUAGCAAUUUGAAGUCUUACAGCACCAAUUCGAAGAGUUGAGGUUUGCAGUCCAACAUGGAAUACUGCAUUUUUGUUCAUUAGCCCUCAGGAUGUUUGAUUCUUUUUCAUUUUUAGCAGAAAAUCGUAUUUCUUUCACAAAGAUGAGAGUUUGCAAUAUGGUAAUCUGCAGUUAGCUGUAAUUAGUUGUGAUGACAGAGUUGAAUACAAUUGCCAGCCUUGUAAAUCAGGGGCUAAACAGGUUUCUGCAGUGUAACAUCAUAAAUCUCACGCUAUGGUUUACAAACUGUAUUAGCUUUAGAAACUGUGGGGAAGGAAGCAAGUGAUGUAUCUCUUUGUAAACUGAUUAUGAAGGUAAAUAUGUUUACUUGCAUAAACAGAGAUGCCAUCAUGAACCUUCAUCAAGAUUUUUCUCAGUUUCAAAUGUUCCUGUCCAAAAUUUACAGGUGCUCUGUCCAUAAUUCCAGUUGUUUUUUAUGCAGCUGGCAGAGGAGCAGUAGAGCUGACGUUUCUGCUUGUUAUAUAAUGAGAAGCAGAAUGAUGCUGAUAAUUUUGUACUGAAAACAGCAUCAGUAUUCCAGUAAACAUUUAAAAGUUGUAUAUAUUAAACAGAUGCUAUGUUUUCUUGCAAUAGUUGCUUUCCAUAGUAACAAUAUUUAUUAGUGAAAUAAAGAUCUUGAUCUAAUUGUAAGAAUCAGUGCUGUUUGAUAUGAAAAAGUGCUUUGAAAGAAAUCCAAAUGCUCAAAAACCAGCUAUUGUCUGAGAACUUGCCUCACAGUAUUUAUUGCAGCAGUGCAUAGCCAGCCACCUGUAAUAUUUUUCAUUUAAAUUACCAAUUAGUUUUAUAUUAGGCCAUUAAUAACGUAACUAUUUAGCAAGUAUGCAGAGUAUUUGAAUUGGGUUACUUGUGGUGAAUUUAAAAAUUAUCACACUUCAAGUAUUGUGAUCUACCUAAAGUAUUUGCUUAGAAUAUUAGUUUAAUUCCCAGAAUUAUACCAUGUUCAAAAAAACUCUGAUUAACAGAGAAAAUACAAAAGCCUAAUACAGCUUUAUAGAGAUCAUCUAAAUACAUAAUAAAUUAACUCAUAACUGUACAUUUAGUAAACAUCCUCCUAAACUGCUGAUCUGAUUCUAAGGUGUCUUGCAUUCCUGACACUUUUUUUUGUGUGUGAAGUAGUUUUGCUAUGUGCUGUGAACUUUGGCCAAACAAGUAAAACUGCAUUCUGAGAUGUAACUGGUUUUAUAAUAAGCAUUUGGAUUGUUCUACCACUGUUUAUUUCAGUGAACUGAAACCUUUUUAAUCAGCUUAAAUAUAUAAUCUCUUAUACUGAACUAAAUAUGAGAUGUAAUAAUAAUUCUUUUAGCAAAUGAAAAGUUUGCACUAUCUCCUUGUCUGACUGAAAUUGCAUAUCUAGAGGAAUGCAUUAAACUAUUAAUUUCAGUGCAAACCAGUUAUGAAGCCAAAUAUUUAUCAGGAGCACAUUUGAUGAUAUGUUGAGUUGCAUAACAGUUAAAGGGCAGCCUUGCCUAAGCUCCUUCCUACCCCUCAGAAGCCUUGAAAAACAUAAAUACAUGCACUAGUUCUGCCCCAAUAUUUUCUCCAGCAAUAUUUCAUAUUUCUUCCAACUAUAGUCAUGGUACCCUCUUGGAUAUCCUGUGUAGUCCUAAGUCAUUUGAAGAAAAAGGUCGUAGCAUCCCAAGUGCAGCUCUCCAGAGUCCAUAGAAGAAGUAACUUUGCAAAGGGGAAUGUCCUCUGACAAUUGUGCAUGUUGUGUGGACAAGAGCUGGAUCUUGAGCUACCUGACCAGACCAAAGUUGGCUCCGUCCUGUGCCAGUGAGGCCCUUAAUGAAGUUUAUUACUCAGGUACUACCACACAGCGAGGUGGUGAGAUUGCUUAUGGGUUUAUAACAGACUUGUUCAAAGCCAAGUUGAUGUCUCUGUGCAGUGUUUCACUAAGUGGUGUAAAUGUUCCUCAUUGUAUGCUUCUCACAUUGGUGUCACUUUUUCAUUUCUGCUCUCAUCUGGGGAUAGUCCAGACUCAUGUUCUUACAAUUUUAUUGCAUUAUAAGGCCUACACAAUUGAAAAAUAAAUUAUUUAUCAGCUCCUAUGAUAAAAUACAGCCAGUUUGAAGUCUGACAACAGCAUGCUAAUGUAAUUACUAGUAUUUCUUAAUACUGCAUUCCUGAGGUCCUAAACCAAAGAGUGGCUGCAGGGACAGUUUGACAGAUAAAAACAUAUAUAUAGUUGUUAGAGCUUUAAUGGUUUUUUGCCUGCAACCAUAAUCUGUAUCAUUAUUUUUUAGUUUAAUUCUGUUGGACAAGUUUCAAAGAUAAAUAUGGUGUGUAAUAAGUCUUUGCAGCCUCUAAUUUGUGAAGGAGUGUCUGUCCAGUUAAUACUUGCUCAUUGAAGCAAAGGGUUUUGAAAUAGCUGAAGUACGAACUGUAAUUACUGAUGUCUGUUUCCUAUUCACCUAUGGCUUCUGGCAUUUGAUCAAAAAAUGUAAUGUAUUGCUUAAUCUCAGAGCAUUCCCCACUUUCAAAAAUAUUUACUUCAUGAGAAUUGUACAGCACUAAGUGACCUCAGCAAAACCAGAGCAGAUAUUACUUGGCAUGGAUUGUAUGUAGUUAAUCCACCAACAAGUAUUUUUCCUGUUAUUUUUGAAUGCUGGUAAUUUAGAUAUGCAUGUAUUUAUAAUCUACUUCUAGCAUAAGUUCAAUGCAUUUAAAAAAGUAUUAAAUAUAUUAAUAAUG
Messenger RNA from Columba livia (rock pigeon), 5009 nucleotides. It is a transcript of the gene FAM204A, whose product is annotated as family with sequence similarity 204 member A. The coding region runs from base 487 to 1200 and encodes 237 amino acids. The record is from RefSeq and is a predicted model, not a curated record. Lineage: Eukaryota; Metazoa; Chordata; Aves; Columbiformes; Columbidae. The transcript is spliced from 8 exons.